Molecule: messenger RNA, 2774 nt
Organism: Pseudogymnoascus destructans
Lineage: Eukaryota; Fungi; Ascomycota; Leotiomycetes; Thelebolales; Thelebolaceae
Gene: AVT3
Product: neutral amino acid transporter
Exons: 2
Coding region: 264-2585 (773 amino acids)
Biological process (GO): amino acid transmembrane transport
Molecular function (GO): amino acid transmembrane transporter activity
Source: RefSeq, a predicted model, not a curated record
CGCUUAUCAAUGCAUCAAGAGAAACAUAAAUCUCGUCAGCCUCAAUCACUCUAACACCUUCUAGUUCUCCUAUCCCAAGUUUUGUCUCCUGACCACAGACAGUACUUGGCGUUAACACGAACAACCCUUCAAGCUACCUACUCUAGAAGAGUACCUCAUAGUCAUCCUCACUCAACGCCCGGUAUGCUGCGAUAGAGGCCACAAUUCGACAUCGAGAUUGUGAAGGCCUUGCGACGAAUCAGCCAUCCGCCGCAUCUACUACAAUGGACCAUUCGGCUUCCAACCCUCUGCUGGGCACGUCUCCUGGGUCGUCUCGACUUGGGACCUCCGCGCCUCGUGCAUCAUCCACUGCCCGGCUUGCGUCGCCAGUUCCCUCGAGCCAUUUGUCUGGCACUCCUACACUGCGGCAAAUACCCGUAUCCGGCCAGGCAGGCACAGCAGGGGAUUCGUUAACGCCACUUGCUGGCGGCCCGACCGAGCACUCAUCCCUUACAGGCCCUGGAGUCUCUGCACUUGCUGCCGCCUUUUCGAGCUCUAUUGGCAAUUCCCCGCCUCGGUUUGGCACUGCACCGCUACGACCUUUGUCUCCUGGAACUGCGGGUGCGAAUUUGCAGGCCGCCGACCCACAGACCAACUACGGCUCAUUCACUCGCUCGAUACAAGGUGCUCACGCCUCUGGCUACCAAGGUACAACCGGACUUGAAGAUCCAGACAUUGUUCAAAGGCAUCUUGUUCAAUCCUCGGAAGUGCAAGAGAGUGAUGACGCUUCCAAUGGUGCGUCUGACACGCACCGUGAUACUUCUAAGACAAAGACGGACUUCGAUUCUAUUGCACCAGGUUUAGGCGCCAAUGAGUUUUCCAGCUUGCAGUUGCAAGGAGGAGAUAUUACUAGACCGAUAUACAAGUGGACUGAGGAGGCUAGAGCGCUUGGCCGAGGGCGUGGGAGGAGUCACAGCUUCAACCUCUCAAGGCCGCAUACAGACGACGAAGUGCUCGAUAUCAACUCGAUAAAAGUACCUGGUGGAAUGCGCCGGAAUUACCUACGAAGAGUCGCCGCAAGCCCCAGCCCUGAGAGAGAUGUAGAAGAAGGCGAAAGCAGUGGUUCGGCAAGAAACCCAAGGCAUGCAAAGCUGUUCACGAACAACUUCAUGGAAUUCCUAACGAUAUACGGCCACUUCGCUGGUGAAGAGCUCGAGGAAGACGACGAAGCAUUGGGGCCCAACGAGUACUUUGCCUCCGAUUCAUAUGAUGAGUUUUACGAUGAAGGGGAGGGUAGUGAAGGGGAGCGCAUGGAAAAUAGCGCUCUUCUUACCCCAGGCGCACGUAAGAAGAGGAGACGGAAGGACCGUGGUGGGAGCGGCCAAAAUGACUCUUGGGGAGCACUCCUGCUUCUGCUGAAGUCCUUCGUCGGCACUGGCGUGCUCUUCCUGCCGAAGGCCUACCUAAACGGCGGAAUGCUCUUCAGCAACGUGAUUCUUCUUUUUGUCGCAAUUAUCAGCUACUAUUGCUUUGUGCUCUUGGUCAAUACACGAUUGAAGAUAGAAGGGUCAUUUGGUGAUAUGGGCGGCAUCUUAUACGGGAAGUGGUUGCGAACAGCCAUCCUUGCAUCAAUCGUUAUCAGCCAGAUUGGAUUCGUCGCUGCAUAUAUCGUUUUUACCUCGGAGAACCUCCAAGCAUUUAUACUCGCCGUGUCAGACUGCAAAACGCAUAUCGAGAUCAAGUAUCUGAUCUUGAUGCAAAUGGCGAUAUUCCUGCCAUUUUCGUUGAUGAGAGACAUCAGCAAACUAGCAUUUACGGCCCUUGUCGCCGACGCCUUGAUUCUUCUUGGUUUGGCUUAUCUUUACUACUUCGACAUAUUCACUAUUGCUACGCAAGGAGUAGCUGAUAUCGUUAACUUCAAUCCGAAAGACUGGACUCUCUUCAUCGGAACCGCCAUUUUCACCUUUGAAGGGAUUGGUCUCAUCAUUCCCAUCCAAGAAUCGAUGCGCGAGCCACAAAAGUUCCCACGUGUCUUGGGCCUAGUAAUGGUUAUUAUUACCGUUAUCUUCCUAUCCAUGGGUGCGCUCUCUUAUGCCGCAUUCGGCUCUAAGACUGAAACCGUUGUCAUCCUCAACAUGCCGCAAGACGAUAAAUUCGUCAAUGCGGUGCAGUUCAUGUACAGCGUUGCGAUUCUGCUGUCAACGCCUCUCCAGAUCUUCCCAGCCAUCCGCAUCACCGAAACCGAGCUUUUCACGAGGAGCGGAAAGUACAAUCCAUAUAUCAAGUGGCAAAAGAAUGCCUUCCGCUUCUUCGUCGUGAUGCUCUGUGCUGCUAUUGCAUGGGGUGGUGCGGCAGAUUUGGACAAGUUUGUGGCCAUCGUUGGAAGCUUUGCUUGCGUGCCACUUGUUUAUAUUUAUCCUCCUAUGCUCCAUUACCGCGCCGUUGCAACGACUCGUUUCCGGAAGUUCUCCGAUAUUUUCCUUUGCGUCUGCGGCGCUAUAGUCAUGGUGUACACAACCUCGAUGACAAUUAUAAACUGGGCUGGGGGUGACAAGGUAGCCCCUGUACCGAAAUUUGUGACGGAAAGAGGGGAGUGUAAGUUUUAGGUAUACAGGAGAUCAUACCUAGACGAUUACGUAAUAUAGAUGGUCAUGUUCACGGAUCCUGUAGUACAUUUUCUUUCUUCUACUUGGUUAUGGUUACCUUCUAGAAUGCUUUGCAUAGCCUGCGUUUUAUUGUCAGCAUUUUGCCUUUGUCUCAUAUAUACACCCCAAAGUCGAAUUUAGAGCCUACAA